AUGGGGCUCAUUGGACCUAUUGAAUGCCAGACCAUAGAUGAGAUGAGAACUGUGAUGGAUACAAACUUCUUCGGAUUGGUUCGCCUUUUGAAAGAGAUUUUACCUGAUAUGAAGAAGAGAAAGAGUGGACAUAUAGUUAUAAUAAGUAGUGUAAUGGGAAUACAAGGUAUUUUGUUCAAUGAUGUUUAUGCUGCAUCUAAAUUUGCUGUGGAAGGAUUCUGUGAAAGUUUAGCCAUACAAGCACUCAAGUUUAAACUUCAGCUAAGUCUGAUUGAGCCAGGCCCCGUGAUCACAGAAUUUGAAAAAAAGGUGUUUGAAGAUGGAAUGAAAAUGGAUCUUUCGGCUGCUGAUGAAGAAACUGCUGACAUGUUUACUAAUAUUUACCUUAAAAAUUACAAACAGAUUUUCCAAAGCCUGGGACAGAGUGCAGAGGACAUAGCAGAGCAUACAGUAAAGAUAAUUCUUGCAGAAAAUCCACCUUUUCGCCAUCAGACCAACACCCUGUACACACCAAUGACAACCUUGAAGUACGCAGAUCCAAAUGGAGAUCUACCUAUUGAUACCUUCUACAAAAUGGUUUUUCAGCAUGAUAAAAUCUUCAGUGCAAGUCUUAACUUCAUCAAACUGCUAAGGUGGAGAAGCAGAAAAAGCUUUGAUUUGGGAAACCCUUCACAAUGAAUAUAUGUAUGCUAUUGUGUGCAUCUGGAUCACUGGUUCUAGUCACUGCUGACAUAUUGUUUUGAAAAAUAGCUUUGCAAUAUAACUGAUUACAAAAAGAUAUUCAAAAUGUUUGGUUAGUGAGCUUAAUUGAGGUAUUAAUGUUGAUUAACUUUUAUUUUGAACGUCAAGUUUCCAGUGCUUUGAAAGUAAACUGUUUCACCCACGUCAGUUAUUGUCAGUAAUCUUGGCCAUAUAUUCUAUUUCCAGAGUUGAUCCUGGUAGAAAUGUAUGACCACUAUUUUUUCUGAACAUCAACAAAUCCAUUAUCAAACAGCUCCCUUCUGCAUUUAUUAGAAUUAAAAAGAAAAGAUACUAAGAUUAGUACUAUGUGUAUAUCUUAUUUGUAGAAAACCUGAUUUGUUAGUAUUGUAAAACAUAUUGAAUUGCUUUGCUCAUGUUCUAGUGAUUUUUAAAUCACUUAACACCUUAUUCUAUAGUGCUAUACUUCUAUUUAAAAGGAUUAGAAUAAACUACUUGUUAGAAACCUAA
Chelonia mydas (Green sea turtle) is the source of this 1209-nucleotide messenger RNA. Its product is annotated as retinol dehydrogenase 8-like. The transcript has 4 exons. Bases 1 to 678 code for a protein of 225 amino acids. Gene Ontology annotation, molecular function: oxidoreductase activity. The record is from RefSeq and is a predicted model, not a curated record. NCBI's taxonomy places the organism in Eukaryota, Metazoa, Chordata, Testudines, Cheloniidae.